AUGACCACCAUCGAGUCUAUAAGGCUGCGACCAGCCGAGCUAACACCGACAUCGACACCCCUAUCCAUCCUCGAUGCGACAGUCGCCCGCUUUUCUCCAACAGGAGCAAUUUGGAUUUUCGACCAACCGGCAGAGUUAGAUCGGAAGACCUUGAUCGACCAUUUACGAACUUCCUUCAUUGAAACCCUAUCAAAAUUCCCUCAAUGGGCAGGCCAACUCCAAUGGGCACCCGUGAGACCCAAAGGAAACCACACAGAGCGUUUCAAUCGUCCAUUGAUUGUAUACGGAACAGACACCGACCCAGGUGUCGAAUGGACAGUAAUCGAACAUCCCUUCCGAGCAGAUGAAAUUGUCCCCACAGCCGAGGAACGGGUUUCAUCAACCGCCGGUUCUCAGCCCGGAGCAUGGGAAGGCGAUGCCUUCGACCAAAGACUCUUCAUAUCAUCCAAUCCAUUGGCAUUGGCCAAUCUGCGCGACUACGUCGGUCUACCAGGGAUGCAAGUCCAAAUCAGCCUUCUCCAGGGGGGCUACGUCAUCGGAAUCAAGCUAGCGCACUGUCUAGCAGACGCACAGACGCUAAUGGUAUUCAUGCAUCUAUGGGCGCACAACAGCGAAAAGCAAUUCGGAAACCAGUCUGAGGCCCCGCUAAGAGGCGAGCCUGUAUUCGAUCCCCCCUCGCUGGACAGCUGCGCCGCGGGCGAUAUCGAUAGUCCCGAGCCAGACCAAACCCUCGUAAACAUCGCGCGCAAAUUGCCUUUGCAUCGGUAUAGCUGGUGGGAUACCGCCGCCGAGGGCUACCCACCAUUCCUCAUACCAACGACGGAGAACUCCAGACCGCCGCCCGGAGAAUUCGACCGAGUCUCACCCUCAGAACCAGCGGCCUGGCUUUCAUGGGAUUUCUCCAAGAAAGUUAGAUAUGUACAGUUGCAUUUCACAGGCACAGAGCUAAGCAAAUUCAAAGCCGCAGCCCUCGAUACAGGGAGUCGAUGUGAUAUCUCAAGACUAGAUGCUCUUCUAGCACACCUGUGGAUAGCUAUUAUGCGAGCGCGCGGACAGGCCGACUCUUCGAGACCCGUAUAUAUGGAUUUUAGUCUCGGUGCAAGAGCGCGUGUUUCGCCCGCUCUUCCUGAUACGUUCAUCGGAUCCCCGCUCUUCCUGACUCAUGUUGGUGGAACCGCUUCCUCGGUAUGUCGGGAAAGAUUAGGCGAAACGGCGAGUCGGAUCCGAGAGACGAUGAAGGGGUUUACGGCUGGUGCUGUGGGUGCGAUGUUGCAUGAUGCUGCGCACGAGGUAUCGCCGCAGCGGCUGUGGCAGGCGUUCUUGGGGUCUGAGCAUACGCUUGUUACGUCGUGGCUGCGACUGCAGUUGUAUGAUAUUGACUUUGUGGGUGGGAAUAAGCCACGUUAUGUACACGCUGUUAUGCCGAAGAUGGAUGGUUGUCUUCAGGUGAUGGAUAGCGCGGUUGGCGAUGGCGGCAUGGAUGUUGCGCUUUACCUGGAUGAGGUGGCUAUGGGGCGAUUGCUCGAUGGUGCUCUUGGGCUUGAAUUGUGA
Messenger RNA from Penicillium egyptiacum, 1551 nucleotides. Lineage: Eukaryota; Fungi; Ascomycota; Eurotiomycetes; Eurotiales; Aspergillaceae. The record is from the annotation of a GenBank genome assembly.